This is a messenger RNA of Gymnogyps californianus (California condor), 1746 nucleotides long. RefSeq names its product pleiotropic regulator 1 (gene PLRG1). Bases 50 to 1600 code for a protein of 516 amino acids. Gene Ontology annotation, molecular function: protein binding. NCBI's taxonomy places the organism in Eukaryota, Metazoa, Chordata, Aves, Accipitriformes, Cathartidae. Gene Ontology annotation, cellular component: precatalytic spliceosome; catalytic step 2 spliceosome; Prp19 complex. The transcript has 15 exons. The record is from RefSeq and is a predicted model, not a curated record. Gene Ontology annotation, biological process: mRNA splicing, via spliceosome.
CUCCAUAGCGAUCCGCGGAGUGCUGUGGCGGUGGGAGUUCGCCGGCGCCAUGGUGGAGGAAGUCCAAAAGCAUUCUGUGCAUACACUUGUGUUCAGAUCUUUGAAGAGAACCCAUGAUAUGUUUGUAGCUGAUAAUGCCAAGCCUAUCCCAUUAGAUGAAGAAAGUCACAAAGUAAAGAUGGCAGUCAAGCUGCGUACAGAGUACGGCUCAGUGUUACACAUGCCUACGCUUAAAGAAAACUUGAGAGAGAAAGGAGGCCCAAACACUGGGGAUCCUUAUGGACACAAACAGUAUUCUGGAAAUCAAGGACAAGAACUUGAGUAUUUGAUAACUGGUACACAUCCAUACCCACCUGGGCCCGGUGUGGCUCUGACAGCAGAUACUAAGGUCCAGAGGAUGCCUAGUGAAUCUGCAGCCCAGUCCUUAGCUGUAGCACUUCCUGCUUCUCAGUCCAGGUUGGAUGCAAAUCGGACAGCUGCUGGUGUGGGUGAUAUUUACAGGCAUGCUGGAAUAUCUGAGCGUUCGCAGCCUCCUGGGAUGUCUGUGGCUAUGGUGGAAGCUGGUGGAAACAAAAAUUCUGCAUUAAUGGCAAAGAAGGCUCCAACCAUGCCCAAACCUCAGUGGCAUCCACCUUGGAAACUGUACAGAGUUAUCAGUGGUCACCUGGGCUGGGUGAGAUGUAUUGCAGUAGAACCAGGAAAUCAGUGGUUUGUUACUGGCUCUGCUGACAGAACCAUAAAGAUUUGGGACCUUGCUAGUGGCAAAUUGAAGUUGUCUCUGACGGGACACAUCAGUACUGUACGAGGGGUGAUAGUAAGUGCAAGAAGUCCAUACCUCUUUUCUUGUGGAGAAGACAAACAAGUGAAGUGCUGGGAUCUUGAAUACAAUAAGGUUAUCAGACAUUACCAUGGUCAUCUAAGUGCUGUCUAUGGUUUAGACUUGCAUCCAACAAUAGAUGUCCUGGUAACAUGUAGCAGAGAUUCAACAGCACGAAUUUGGGAUGUAAGGACGAAAGCCAGUGUGCACACACUAUCAGGACACACAAAUGCCGUAGCGACAGUGAAGUGCCAAGCUGCAGAACCACAAAUUAUUACAGGCAGUCAUGAUACUACCAUACGGCUCUGGGAUUUAGUGGCAGGAAAAACUCGUGUUACUUUAACAAAUCACAAGAAAUCUGUAAGAGCAGUAGUGCUACAUCCAAGACAUUACACGUUUGCAUCUGGUUCUCCAGAUAAUAUUAAGCAGUGGAAAUUCCCAGAUGGAAAUUUCAUUCAGAACCUCUCUGGUCACAAUGCUAUUAUCAACACACUGGCUGUAAAUUCCGAUGGUGUUCUGGUCUCAGGAGCUGAUAAUGGUACUAUGCAUCUUUGGGAUUGGAGAACUGGAUACAAUUUCCAGAGAGUACAUGCAGCUGUACAGCCAGGCUCUUUGGACAGUGAAUCAGGAAUAUUUGCUUGUGUUUUUGACCAGUCAGAAAGCAGAUUGCUAACUGCUGAAGCUGAUAAAACCAUAAAAGUAUACAAAGAAGAUGAUACUGCGACUGAAGAAACUCAUCCUGUCAGCUGGAAACCAGAAAUUAUCAAGAGAAAGCGGUUUUAGUGCGGCAGCAUAGUUACGCUGUAAUUUUGUUUUGGCUUUCCUGAGAGCAUUCAGUCACUUUUUGUUCUGCCUAGAACAGCAGAGCAGGAAGUCAGCUAAGUCAUUGCUAUUUCAACAUGUUUUAUAAUAAAUUUUAUUUCUCUUUC